AUGUAUUUGUUUCCAGACAUGAACACUCUAGACAGCGGAUCUGUAACGUUUACUUUGGAGAGAAAACCCGAACAUCAUGAGGAAAAGCCUGUCUUUGUAGUAGAAAAGGAAGGCCGAGAUCGUUGGAGCAGAAAAAUUGAGUUUUUGUUCGCGUGCAUUGGUUUCUGCGUAGGAUAUGGAAACAUGUGGAGAUUUCCAUACAUGUGCUUUAAAAAUGGAGGCGGUAAGUAUUGAUAGGUUUAUUCACAAAAAACACAGCACAUGAUAAAUUUCUGAGUGGGGAAGAGAUCGGAAUCGAAGCCGAGUAUACUUUUGAGCUCUGGCCACCAGCGGACGCUUUUUAACCGACGAGCUUCUAGGUGGGGAAGGGAAUCGAAAGAAAGGAAUCGAAGCCGAGUAUGCGAUUAGGCUCCGCUCAAAAUGAACGCUUUCUAACAUUCGAAGCAUUGAAAACGUAGAAAACAUUUAAAAGGCUGGCAGGAAUAAGUCAUUAAACAAAAUGAUUGAAACUAUGAGACAGCGCAACAAAAGGAAACUCCCUUCAUAUUUUUCACCGGCUUGCUAAACAGCUUAGAAAAGCUUAAGAAAACUCUCAACAGAAUUUGCAAACUAGGCGCAGUUUACCGUCCAGUUGUACUAUGUCAUGAAUAGAGAACUAACUUAAGUAUUUUUCCUCAGUACUGGUGUCAGUGAUGAUCUGUUUUUCGUUUCUGCAGGGGCAUUUUUGAUUCCUUACCUACUCUUUCUGGCCUUUGGAGGGGUACCGAUUUUUUUCCUUGAACAAUGUGUGGGACAAUUUACUCAGUCAGAACCAGUGCACGCCUGGAACAAGCUUUGUCCGUUGCUCAGAGGUAAUUUGUACCCCUCUUGCCUUAAAUCGCCAUCAUCUCGAUUAAAGUGGCUGACGAUAUUUACUAUUUUGGAGACCUACAUACUCUGGCGGAUCCAGGAAAGGGGCCCGGGGGCCCAGGCCUCCCCCUUAUUUUUAGACCAAACUGAGGCCCGAAAGGGCGAAAACACUUUUUUAGAGACCGCCCCCAACCCUUAUCUGAAGGUCUGGGUCCGCUACUGGCAUGUACUAAAACCUGAAUGAGUCUUACUCUUAAUAAGUGCAUUCCUUUUUUCCUUAGGAAUCGGUUUUGCAAGCAUCGCCGUCUCAUUCCUGGUAUCAGUCUACUAUAACGUUAUCAUGGCGUGGUCUCUGUUUUACUUCUAUCAGGCUUUCAAGAAGGAUAUUCCAUGGGUGGGAUGUCAUCACCCGUGGAACACACCAGACUGCUAUGUCUACAACGCUUCAAAUCCUAAUGCAUCCGGGUCUUCCCCUAGUCGGGAAUUCCUCGUGUAAGUUGUUUUAGACUGUGUAGCUUACUUUCAGUGGGCCACUUCACAGAUGCGUGCUGUGUAUCCUGGCCUUUGAGUGAAAGUGAGGCAGGAGAUUCCUUGUUUUCUCUGUUUGCCAUUUCGAUUUAUUAUUAUGUUAAUGCGAUGAGAAAAAAAAUGCGGUAAGUGAUGUUUCUACUUGUUAUGAGCAGUGUUUCAAUCAGAGACUUUUUACUGGGGCCGUAAAAAUUAAGGAUCAAGAUCAUGCGUGUCAUAGAGGCUGGCGAAAUAUCGUCACGGAGCACAAAACGACAUAACAUGCAUGCAGGACGGUAUAGUCAUUAACGUUUUUUUGUAGAGGUGGUUUUAAAGAGUCUGCGUAAUAUGGGAGGUAAAGAUCGCUGGUCCACAAAGCGAGAUUGAAGCUGGACCAACAAGCAGUCGUAAACUAAAUGUGGAAGUUCAGAUCAUACUUUACGUGACUGGUAAUAGAAGACCACGUAAAUGGAUGUCCCGUCUCCGACAUGCUCAAAUGCUCUUCCUAAUCUUUUAGGGGGACGUUCUAUGUCAUUAUCAGAGUUGUUUAUUUUAUCAACAGAAAGGAAACGCUGAAGAUUUCCAGCGGGAUUGAUGAACCAGGCUCUCUCAAUGUACCUAUUACAAUCAGCGUGUUAGUGGCCUGGAUACUAGUUUAUUUCUGUAUAUGGAAAGGCGUGCGAACCACUGGAAAGGUGAUCACAUGAAGAAUAACUAGGUUUGGCUGGCUAUUAGCUAUAGUUGCUUCUCCCACCCCUGAGUUUACUUGUUUAGAAUACCAUUCAUUUCAUACAGGGGUAAAAUUUAUACACGCGUACUAAUACAUGCAUGCUUCGAAGACCACUGAUUCCACCAAAGGAAUGCACAGAAAUAUCCUGACUAGAAUCUGAUACAUUUCUCGCCGAGAAACUCACACGGCAACAAGCAAUUUGUCUCUAUAAUUUAUCCCUAUGAUUGAUUAAUUGAACUGAGUGCGCAUGUUGCAAUACCCUCUUUGAAAAAUGCUGUAGAAUUCGCUUUUAGCCCCGGUGCAACCCUAUGGGAUGUAAAUGACUCCACGGGGACACCAUCUUGCAUCAAAACACCUCAUUAAAAAAACCUGAGGUUAUUUUGGUAUUAUUUGCAGGUUGUGUACGUAACAGCCACAGCGCCUUACGUUAUCUUGGUGAUCUUGUUUUUCCGAGGGGUCACCCUACCUGGGGCUAAAGAUGGACUGGUAUUCUACCUUGUUCCCUCUUGGGAGAGACUUGCCGACCCAAAGGUACAGUAUUGACUAGUGUUAUUUGCCAUUUAAGAAAAGAGAAGGGAAUUGGGGCCGAAAUGCGUCCCACAAUUGAUUCUGGGUUCGUUACUGGAGACGCGCCGGUGCGCUAUUGGCCAAAUUUUUUCCUUGUCCCUCGUAACAAUCCCAAAAGUCCUUGCGAAACUUAACUCGGCUCAGUUUCCUUCUGGAUUCUAAGGUGACGGGUGGUUGUUAGAGGUAUCUUUAGCUGGUGAGAUCCUAAAUCUCGGUAGUAUCUCUUUUAAUCUGUUUUUCUCGUGGUACGAUUGAUUUCUGAACUGGUCAUGGUAAAAUACACUUUCAACUUGAAAAUGGAUGCGUUGUUUUAAUAUGUUCACAAGUACUAAAACACUUUCUAACAUAUUGUUCCAGGUUGAAAAAAAUAUUUGUCCAAAGUCAUAAUUGAAUAACAACAUUUCACCUGUCUUGUCUAUUCAUUUCGUUGAGGCCCAACCUCGUGCCCAGGGCUUUUCCUUUAGAAAAUGGGACUGAUGGGCGGGAAAGGCCCUGGGGACCAGGAACGUAAGGGAGAGUUUAUGGGAUCGUCUGGGCUGGGAGCACGGACUUUAUGCGACCAAGUUGAAUAAUGCCAAAACCACAUGCAAGUUGCUCUGUGCCUUUCAGAACAGAAAAUUAGCACGUUCCCUGUAGCUAAGGAAUCCCAUAAGCGCUCGCGGUCACUCUCGAUCCCAGGCUACCCAACGGAUUUUAGGGUACAUAGUAUACAGUACAAAGUGACUAUUGAUGUAUAUAGUCCGGCCAGUAGCUAAUGAAUCAGUUGUUUUGUUUUGGAAGGUGUGGAUUGAUGCAGCGGCCCAGGUUCUGUACUCCUUAGCAAUGGGAAUGGGUGUCAACCUGACAUUCGCCAGCUAUAAUAACAAGAACAAUAAUAUUCUGAAGUAAGAGCAGCCUUAGCAGUCUUUACGCGCCCUUUCAAAAAGCUGUCAAAAAAGUAUUGACAUUUUUUUAAUCGCUAUUCUCUAUUUUAUCCAGGGACUCCCUCAUAAUUUCCAUCACAAACUGUGCCACCAGUGUGUUCGCUGGCUUUGCAAUAUUUUCUAUUUUGGGGUUUAUUGCUGGACAGCAAGGAAAGAGCGUAGCUGAUGUAGCAUCACAAGGUACUAGCUGCUCUUGUUUAACUUCGUUAAUAUCCGGAAAUCUCUGAAGGCUUUGGAUCUUGUUCGAAUGUCUUAUGGUUAUGAGCUUUAUGAAGAAAAUAUGCUUUGGCUCUCUAUUUUUCAAGAAGCCUCUCUAUGUACGUUGAAAUGUGACUCCAGUAUACACAACUUCGUUGUUAUAAACUAUUCUGGCAUUUUGUCUUAUCCUAUUAGUACUAAGAAACCACAUGAUGUUUUUUGGGACUUCGUAAUUACUCGGAAAUCUUACAUAUUUGAAAAGCAUUUCGUAAGACUGCUUAAACCUUUGAAAGUCUCCAAGCAGCUGAGGGGAGACAUCCUCCCAAAAUUCUUCGAAAAAGACUAGUUGUAUAAUAGUUUACUCCUAUUGACAACAGAGUAUGUUUCAUGUGAAAGAUGUUUAGCUUAUUCCUUUUUCUUACGUAUUUAACUUAAAAUGCUGAUUUUCUUAUCGAUGCAGAGCCGAGCCCUAUUCUUACAAACGCUUGACCAACUGAUAAUUUUGUGAUUCUAGUGAUCGCUUAGUGCUGUAUCGGAAGUAAUUCCCUACCCAUCCUGCCUGAACUUGGGACUUCCAAGAGGGUGGUGUUAGGCAUUUAUAUAAAAAAAUAAAACCUUUUGGUAGUAUUUUUUUCUUACAAGGAUUCCAAACAGAUUUGCCAAUUCUGCAAUUGAUUUUACCGAAGCGACGCAGACUCGUUCUAGUCGUCUUAACAAGUGCUGCACCCUCGACAUUAAUGAACCGCUCCUGUGCCGCGCCGGGCUGUGAAGACAACUGGGAAUGAGUCUACACGUGAAACCGAAUGAGCUGGAAGCUUGUUAAAAAUCCUUACGUGAUUACGUCAUUGUUGGUUUUUUGAAGGUCCCGGAUUAGCGUUUAUAGCCUACCCAGCAGCUUUAGCGGAGCUGCCAGUCCCUCAAGCCUGGGCUGUGCUGUUUUUCUUCAUGCUGAUUAUGUUGGGUUUAGACAGUCAGGUAAAUAAUAUAACUAAUACAGUGGUAAGAUUUUAAGGGAAUUAUGUUUGGCAGAGGAUGAAGUAAGUGAGCGACCAAAAUAGGCCACUUCCGAGUUCCAAAAACCCUCACUUUCAAAAUGAGGCUAGGUGCACAACCGUUUCUUGUGAAAAUGAGUUUUAUUUGCAUGAGAAUGAAAAAUGAUUUCUAUAUCAAAGGCUGAGCACCUACCCUCGUUUUGAAACAGAGGCCCGGGGAAACUCGGAAAUGGCCUAUUGGAUUUUAUCUGAGUUGUUACGACUCCUGGGUGUAUCUUAAUCCCCAGGGAAAAGCUAACAGUGUUUUUUGAUCACUCUCUUCUUAAAUGAACCGGAAAGGUCUGUUGCUCAAGGCUAAGCAUUUUCGACCGCUCGAAUUUCAUGGAUUAACAAAAUUUCUUAAUUAUAAAUUCCUCACUAACGGUCACUUUUGUUGCUGUGUCUUUUUUCAAAUCAUGUCAUGCAUUUUUUUUAAAAAUAGUUAAUCAAGUUCUGUAUUUUUGUAUUUUAUUUUCAGUUUGGUCAGGUGGAAAUAGUUGCUGCAUGUAUAAUCGAGCAUUACCCUCGAAAGUUGAGUCGCUAUCGGGAGCUUGUUGUACUUGUUAUAUGUGUGAUACUCUUCCUGCUUGGUCUUUCCUGUGUGACUGAAGUGAGUUAUUGGAAAUGGUGCUUUAAAGUUACAGAGAAUCGAUCUGUAUCGCUAUUAUUGUGUUAAGCAUCUUUGUCAUUUUCCCAAACGUUUCGUUAUGUUCACUGUCGUAGCUCUCAUGUUUUUUUCUUCUCAUCAUCAUCGUCAUAAUCACAGCGUCAUCAUUGUAAUUUGUGUUUUUCACGGUUUUCAACGUCAUCAUUAUCAUCAUUAUCAGUAUCAUCAUCAUCAUCAUCAUCAUCAUCAGCGUCAUCGUCGUCGUCGUCGUCGUCAUCAUCAUCAUUGACAUCAUCUCCCAUAGUACCAUCCUACAUUUAUUAAAAUUAAUUGGUACGUGCUCUGCGAUGUGUCGAUUUAAUAAGUAAGCCGCUUUCUUCUGUACAACACGCUUAGAACUGGAAUACUAGGCCCGUUUUAAGUUGGCAAAGUCGCUGUUUCUUUAAGUUAUGCCUGAAAAAUGUGUGCUUGACAGCAUAAAUUUCUUUUUCUAUUUCACAGGGUGGUAUAUACGUGUUUAACCUAUUUGACUCGUUCUCAGCUGGUUUAUCACUUCUGUUCAUUGUAUUUUUGGAGCUGAUUGUCGUUGCAUGGAUUUACGGUAAGUUGACUUUGUUUGGAUUCAUACUUUCAGAUGAGUGGAAAAAUGAACUCAUGUGAAUUCCCCUAGGAGCCGAAAGAUUUGCACGUGACGUGGAAGACAUGAUCGGGCAUCCAAUCUCCAAGUGGUGGUUGAUCUGCUGGAAAUAUGUUUCGCCACUUAUGGUUCUAGUAAGUACACAAAUCUAAAACGUUAAAAAUAAUUAUCAUGCAUUUUGCCUGAAUAGUGAUUCACUUUAACUGCCUUUAACCUGCAGCUUGGUAGUCUGUACUUGUAGGCGGGGGAGGGGGAGGGGAGGGGGAGGGGUGUCUUUGAGCAGAGAAGAUUGGUAAACAUGCGUACUGCUGCGAGACCUGCGAUAUUCUGUAACAUUCUGAUUUGGUUUUGUGUGGCAUUAUUCACUACCACUUCUCUACUCUUUCAGUUCUUGCUGAAGUUGCUGAAACUACUGGGUACUUUGACUUUUUUGUCUUCCGAAUAUCUAUUUCGAUUUUUUCAGAAUAAACAAAUUGAAUGCUGGGUACCAUAAACACUUACGCUCAAUAUAAAGCCAAUCAGGUUAGGUUCCGUCCGAGAUAAACUUCUAGGCGAACUUAAGAGCAACUUGCUAUUAGGUUUUCGCGUACUUUUUCUACGCUCUCCCGAAAAAAAGAACCCCUGAUCGCAGGCAGAUUAUUCAGACGUCGGAUAUAACGCUGCCGAAUUUAACUCCAUUUUUUGUAAAUAUUCCCAGUCUCUAAAACAACUUGUUAUCUAAUAUGGAUACAAAAUGUAAAAGUUUCCAUAAUUAGUGCAUUAUUUUUGGCACAUGUGAAGUGCGACGUCUGGAUGAAAUGUGUAACCAAAGUCGAAUCUUCGACUGUUUCGGUGGCAGAUUCGGCAAAGUUGUAUUUAAUUUGAAACUGGCGAAUUUAAUUGAUUCAGAAGUCACAUCUCACGUGCUGUUAAUUCUCGAAUUACACUCGGCACAUGUGAAAUUGGACGUUUGAACUGGACCUAACGUUGGCUUAUUCUAUAUUUAGGGUAUACUGCUGUUCAGCUUAAUCAAGUCUUCUAGAAUCAAGUAUGAGGACUACGUCUAUCCCGCCUGGGGGGAGGCCGUAGGGUGGAUCAUUGCUGCAACGUCCAUGCUGUUUGUGCCUAUCCUCAUCGUGAAAACUAUUGUAGACAUUUAUUGUUUUGAGAAAGGUGGCGCAAGCUCCGCUCAGGUAGGGGUUCACAGUCAUCUCGCUACCAAACCAUCUCGCCACCAACGAGAAAUAGACUCGCCUCCA
This is a messenger RNA of Porites lobata, 7287 nucleotides long. NCBI's taxonomy places the organism in Eukaryota, Metazoa, Cnidaria, Anthozoa, Scleractinia, Poritidae. The record is from the annotation of a GenBank genome assembly.